AUGUUUUUUUUUGUUGCUAUUAUUGUCAUAUUCAGGUUACACUCAGAGGACACACUCAGAGGACACACUCAGAGGACACACUCAAGGAUCAUACUCAAAGGUCACACUCAGAGGACACACUCAGAGGUCACACUCAGAGGACACACUCAAGAUCAUCCUCAAGGACACUCAGGACACACUCGAGACACCUCAGAGGACCUCAGAGACACACUCAAGGUCCUCAAGGUCCUCAGGACACCUCAGAGGACACCUCAAGACCCACUCAGGAGUCUCUCAGGGUCAGAGAGAUCAAACUCAGGGUCAUACUCAAGGGUCACUCAGGAUCACAGUCAGGGACACACUCAGGAUCCUGAUCAGGACACUCAAGGUUCUAGUCAGGGACACUCAGGUCACAAGGACACACUCAAGGGUCUGAACCCAGAGGACCUCAGGAUCACAGCCAGAGACACACUCAGGAUCACAGUCAGGACACACUCAGGUCACGUGAGACACACUCAAGGUCACAGUCAGAGACACACUCAAGGAUCACAGUCAGAGGACCUCAAGGUCACAGUCAGAGGACACCUCAGGUCUGGACAGAGACACACUCAAGGAUCAGACAGAGGACACACUCGAGGAUCACAGUCAGAGACACACUCAGGAUCCAGUGGGGCACUCAAGGAUGCAGUCAGAGGACACCUCAAGGAUCCUGAUCAGAGCACACUCAGGAUCACAGUCAGAGGACACUCAGGGUCACAGUCAGGGACACACUCAGGAUCACGUCAGGACUGCUCAGGGAUCACAGUCCAGAGGACACCUCAAGGAUCACAGUCAGACACACUCAAGGUCACAGACAGAGGACACUCAGGAUCACAGUCAGAGGACACACUCAGGAUCACGUCAGAGGACCUCAGGAUCACAGUCAGAGGACACACUCAAGGAUCACAGUCAGAGGACACACUCAGGAUCACAGUCAGAGGACACUCAGGGUCACAGUCAGGACACACUCAAGGAUCACAGUCAGGACACACUCAGGAUCUGAACAGAGGACACAUUCAAGGGAUCACAGUCAGGACACACUCAAGGAUCAGAUCAGAGGACACACUCAAGGAUCACAGUCAGAUGAACACUCAGGAUCACAAGGACACACUCAGGAUCUGGUCAGAGGACACACUCAAGGAUCACAGUCAGAGGACACUCAAGGAUCCUGAUCAGAGGACACCUCAGGAUCACAGUCAGAGACAACCUCAAGGAUCCAGUCAGAUGACACCUCAAGGAUCACAGUCAGAGGACACUCAGGGACACCUCAGGAUCGGUCAGGACACACUCAAGGGUCACAGUCAGAGGACACACUCAGGAUCUGAGAGUCAGAGACCUCAAGGGUCAGAUCAGAGGACACACUCAAGAUCACAGUCAGAGGACACACUCAAGGAUCACAGUCAGAGGACACACUCCAGGGAUCACAGUCAGAGGACACCUCAAGGGUGCAGUGAAGGACACUCAAGGGAUCGGUCAGAGGACACACUCAGGAUCCUGUCCAGGGACACCUCAAGGAUCAGUGGGAGGGCCUCCAGGAUCACAGUCAGAGGACACCUCAGGGUUACAGUCAGAGGACACACUCAGGUCCAGAUCAGAGGACACACUCAAGGAUCACAGUCAGAGGACACUCGGGAUCACAGUCAGAGGACACACUCAAGGUCACAGUCAGAGGACACUCAAGGUCAGGACAGAGGGACACUCAGGAUCACAGUCAGAGGACACACUCAGGGUCACAGUCAGAGGACACACUCAAGGGUCACAGUCAGGACACCUCAAGGAUCACAGUCAGAGGACACACUCAAGGAUCAGUCAGGACACCAGGAUCCAGAGGCCUCAGGAUCACAGUCAGGAUCUCAGGGGUCACAGUCAGAGGACACUCAGGAUCUGGUCAGAGGACACACCAAGGUCACAUCAGAGGACACACUCAGUGGUCAGGGAACACUCAAGGAUCACAGUCAGAGGACACACUCAAGGAUCACAGUCAGAGGACACACUCAGGAUCCUGGACAGAGACACCUCAGAGGUCAGUCAGAGAACACACUCAAGGAUCACAGUCAGAGGACACCUCAAGGAUCACAGACAGAGGACACCUCAAGGUCUGACAGACUCAGGGUGAUAGACACUCAAGGUCACAGUCAGAGGACACACUCAAGGAUCAGGUCAGAGGACACUCAGGGAUCGUCAGAGACACACUCAAGGAUCACAGUCAGAGGACACACUCAAGGGUCACAGUCAGAGGACACACUCAGGGUCAGAUCAGAGGACACACUCAGGAUCACAGUCAGAGGACACAUAAGGGCCACAGACAGGACACACUCAGGAUCAGGUGAGGACACACUCAAGGAUCACAGACAGAGGACACACUCAGGGUCAGUCAGAGGACACACUCAAGGGUCACAGUCAGAGGACACACUCAAGGGUCAAGACAGAGGACACCUCAAGGAUCCUGAUCAGAGGACACACUCAGGGUCACAGACAGAGGACACACUCAAGGAUCUGAUCAGAGGACCUCAAGAGGACACACUCAGGAUCACAGACAGAGGAUACACUCAGGGUCACAGUCAGAGGACACACCUCAGGAUCACAGUCAGAGGACACACUCAAGGAUCACAGUCAGGACACACUCAAGGGGUCACAGUCAGAGGACACCUCAAGUCGGUCAGAGGACACACUCAAGGAUCUGAUCAGAGACACACUCAAGGUCACAGUCAGGACACACUCAAGUCACAGUCAGGUCCUCAAGGGUCACAGUCAGAGGACACCUCAGGAUCUGAUCCAGGACACACUCAGGGUCACAGCCAGACGACACACUCAAAGGGCAUCAGAGGACCACUCAAGAAGUCAGAGGACACCUCAGGGUCAGAUCAGAGGACUCCUCAAGGGUCAAGUCAGGAGGCACUCAAGGGUCACAGUCAGUGGGACACACUCAGGAUCACAGUCAGAGGACACACUCAAGGUCUGAUCAGGAGGACACUCAAGGUCACAGUCAGUGGAACACCUCAGGAUCCGAGACAGGACACACUCAGGGUCAGAUCAGAGGACACCAAGGUCAGAUCAGUGGACACACUCCAAGGAUCAGAGUCAGAGGACCACUCAAGGAUCAGAGACACUCGUCACAGUCAGUGGACACACUCAGGAUCACAGAUCAGAGGACACACUCAAGGUCACAGUCAGUGGACACACUCAAGGAUCACAGACAGAGGACACACUCAGGAGUCAGACCAGGUAGAGGACACCUCAAGGGUCACAGUCGGCAGGUCAGUGCACUCAAGGUCAUCAGAGGACCUCAGGGUCAGACACAUAGGGUCAGCAGAGACCUCAAGGGUCACAUCAGGACACACUCAAGGGUCAGAUCAGAGGACACACUCAGGAUCACAGUCAGAGGACACACUCAAGGGUCACAGUCAGAGACCUCAAGGUCCUGAUCAGAGGACUCCUCAAGGGUCAGAUCAGAGGACACUCAAGGAUCAGAUCAGAGGACACAAAGGAUCUGGACAGAGGACACCUCCAAGGGUCACAGUCAGGAACUCAAGGGGUCACAGUCAGAGGACACACUCAAGGGUGCAGUCAGAGAGGACACCUCAGGGUCACAGUCAGAGACACAUAGGAUCACAGUCAGGACACUCCAGGAUCCUGUCAGAGGACACUCAGGAUCAAGUCAGAGGACACACUCAGGAUCACAGUCAGGACACACUCAAGGGUCACAGAUCAGAGGACACCUCAGGAUCAGCAGGACCUCAAGGGUCGAUCAGAGGACACUCAGGGUCUGGUCAGAGGACACACUCAAGGGCGAUCGGAGACACACUCAAGGAUCACAGUCAGAGGGACACACUCAAGGGUCACAGUCAGAGGACACCUCAGGGUCACAGUCAGGACACACUCAGGAUCACAGUCAGAGGACACACUCCAGGAUCACAGUCAGAGGACACACUCAGGAUCACAGUCAGGGACACUCAAGGAUCACAGUCAGAGACCUCAGGGUCUAAGGACACACUCAAGGAUCCAGUCAGAGGACACACUCAAGGGUCACAGUCAGAGGACACUCAAGGGGACACACUCAGGAUCACAGUCAGAGGACACACUCAGGUCACAGUCAGAGGACACACUCAAGGAUCUGAGCCAGAGACACCUCAGGGUCACAGUCAGAGACACCUCAAGGAUCACAGACAGAGGACACACUCAGGGUCACAGUCAGAGGACACACUCAAGGUCACAGUCAGAGGACACACUCAAGGAUCACAGACAGAGGACACACUCAAGGGGUCACAGUCAGAGACACCUCAGGAUCAGGACAGGACACACUCAAGGUCACAGUCAGGACACACUCAAGGGUCAGGUCAGAGGACACACUCAGGAUCACAGUCAGAGGACACCUCAAGGGUCAGUCAGGACAUCAAGGGUCACAGUCAGGACACACUCAAGGGUCACAGCUCAGGAUCACAGUCAGAGGACACACUCAAGGAUCACAGUCAGAGACACACUCAAGGAUCAGUCAGACUCAAGGGUCAGAGGACACCUCAAGGUCAGAUCAGAGGACACACUCAAGGGUCACAGUCAGGACACACUCAGGGUCAGAAUGAGGACACACUCAAGGGUCACAGCGAGGACACACUCAAGGAUCACAGUCAGAGGACACACUCAGGAUCACAGUCAGAGCACCUCAAGGGUCACACUCAGGCGGACACACUCAAGGGUCACAGACAGGACACACUCAGGAUCACAGUCAGAGACACACUCAAGGAUCACAGUCAGAGGACACUCAGGGUCACAGUCAGGACACCUCAAGGUUACAGUCAGAGGACACACUCAGGUCACAGACAGAGAACUCAAGGAUACAGGCCUCAAGGGUCACAGUCAGAGGACACACUCAAGGAUCACAGUCAGAGGACACACUCAAGGAUCACAGUCAGAGGACACUCAAGGGUGCAGUCAGGGACACACUCAGGAUCAUCAGGACACCUCAAGAUCAGAGUCAGAGGACACACUCAGGUCACAGUCAGAGACACACUCAGGGUCACAGUGAGACCUCAAGGGUCACAGUCAGAGGACACACUCAGGAUCAGAUCAAGGGACACCAGGGUCAGAGGACACACUCAAGGGUCACAGUCAGAGGACCUCAGGAUCCAGUCAGAGGACACACUCAAGGAUCACAGUCAGAGGACACACUCAAGGGUCAGAUCCAGAGGACACACUCAAGGAUCACAGUCAGAGGACACUCAAGGGUCACAGUCAGUGGACAUUCAAGGGUCAGGUCAGAGGACCUCAAG
Homarus americanus (American lobster) is the source of this 5285-nucleotide messenger RNA. Its product is annotated as filaggrin-like. The annotation marks the transcript as partial. Lineage: Eukaryota; Metazoa; Arthropoda; Malacostraca; Decapoda; Nephropidae. The record is from RefSeq and is a predicted model, not a curated record. The transcript is spliced from 7 exons.